AAUUUGGUGUUCACAGUGGACGUUUUCUACAUAUCUCAGCGAAUUGUCGAGUGUUGAUUUCCUGAGUAGAAUAAAAACAAGAAGAAAAUAUUAAAACUGAAAUUCGCCUACCAACCAGGCAAUGUGAAUAUUUGUUUGAAGAAUCGGAAGCUUUAAUUCGAAUCAAUCGUUUCAUCAUGUAAUCUAUGCUGUACUCAGGUCGAUAAUAUGCCACGAUAAAUUUGUAUCUUUAUUCUUAUAUGUAAUCUAAAAUGUUUUCAUAGACCACACGUUACGAAUCCCAUGAGGCUGCAAUCGACACAAGAUAGUAAAAGAAAAAAAUUAUGAGGAUUUCAUUUUAUUAUUAAAUUUCACUUAAUGAGAGAUUUCAACAACACACCUCACUUAAGAGCUAUUGAAAACAUUUAAUAAGCACAAAUAGCCCAACUGUUACAGUGCAUUAUAGCGGAUUUGGUAUAUCUCACUAACUAAACUAACUAAAACUACUGCGCAGAAGUUUCAAUUUAAGGCAACGUUAAACAUCACAGCAGCAAAACAUUAUUAAAACAUUAUUAAUUACUGCUAUUAUUAUUAUUAUAUGUGUAUUAAGUAAAUAAAGCGUCAUUGCUAUUUUAACAGAGGCUUUCGUUUUAGUUUGACUUGACACAUAAACGGCGAAAUGGACAAGUGUUUACUUUGUUUGGAAACCGACUUGGAAUUUGAGCCAAACAUCAAGGUGGGCUCAACACAAUGGGAAGAAUUAAAUAUAAAGAAUAUUAUAGAAAAACAUUUAUGGUCGAUAAAUAAUAUUGAGUCCUACCAAUGGAUAUGUCAUACUUGUUGGAAAGAGUUACAUGAUUUUCAUAAGUUCUACUCACGCCUAGAAAUUGCUCGUGUAAGUCUACUUAAGGUUAAUUCAGAAAAUAUAAAAUUGGAGACAUCGCGUAAUGGAUCACCCAUUCCUCCGCCAGCAGAACGAACUGAGCAAAUGGUCUCCGAAGCUAGAGAAAUUGAUAAAGCUUUGUUUGAAGAUAGCUUAGAAACGGAAAUGUUAAUAAACCCAUCAAUACCCACUUGUGAAUUAAUUAUUGAACAAAAUAAAUUACCUAUUAAUGAAACAUUGUCGGAUACUGAACCGAUUGCGCAAAAGAAGCGUAGAGGUCGACCACGAAAGCAGGAAAAUGCAGAGAGUUGCUCACAAAAAGUAAAAAAGAAAGUAAAAAUAUUAAAACGUCAAGCUGUAAAAAGAAAUCAAAAGGAUGUUUCUCUCUCCCGCACAAUUGUUGGAAAAACAGUCAGCACAUCUGAUAAAAUUAUCGAGAUAAAGCCAGAAAUCAAGGAGGAACCUGAACUGUUAAUAACGAAUACAGAACCUAAAUCAAACGUAGAUGGACUGGAAAAUGACAAUUCCUUAGAAGCGUCUGAAACGCUAAUAAAUCCACUCUCUCCACCUUAUCGAUUACGAAAUGAGAAGGAAAUAAAAUCUAAAGCACAGGAACCUAUUCAAGAAGGCUCCGUUCUUCCGCGGAGACCAAGAGGACGGCCUCGUAAAAAAGAGAUUAGAGAAUUUUUGAUAAAUGAAAUGAAACGAAGUAGUGCAUUAAAGACGAAAGGAAAUGGUAAGAAUGACGAUCUCACAGAGGGAACGGAACUAUUGCCUGUUUCUGAAAUAACAAAGAACGUUCCUGAACCUGAAUUAAAGCUAACAUAUACAUCGAAAUUAGCUGUUCAAUCGGAAAAUUUAGAAAGAGAAUUGGCUGAUUACUCUAAUAUUGAUUCUGACUCAAUUUGUAGUCCAGCCAAUGACGCCGUUUCUACGACACAUAAAAAGAAGGGAAGAAAAUGUGUUUCUAGUGGAAGCAAAAAAUUGGAGCCAAAUCAAAUUGAACAAUUUAUAACCGACAACAUAAAAAUUAUCUGCGCUGUGUGCGACGAACCCCAAGCAAAUUUUAGUAAAUUACAGCGCCACUCUCAAAAGCAACAUCAAAAACGCGGUUAUGUCUCAUGUUGCGAAAAGAAAUUCAUUAAACGCGCUUUCCUUGUUGAUCACAUAAAUCAACAUCUUAAUCCAAACCAUUUCAAAUGUGAACAAUGCGGGAAGAUAAUGGGAAACCGACGAUCAAUGAAAUCACACAUAAGAAUGCACGAGAUUUAUGAUGGUAAACGGGAGAAGCAACAUAAAUGUCAUAUAUGUGGUAAAGCUUUUGCUGCUCGAAUAGUCAUGAAAACUCACAUGUUAAUACAUAUCCCGCAAGACGAAAGAAAAUUUCGAUGUACGGAAUGUGGGAAAAGUUAUAGUAGUCAACUACUGCUUAAUAAUCAUUUGCAAGGUGUACAUCUGCACAAAUAUGCAAAAGUCUGCGAGAUUUGCGGUAAAACGAUACGAUCAAGUAUAGCCUUUGAACGUCACAUGCGAGAACACACCGGCCAACCUCUGCCCGAAAUUAAUUGCGAUAUCUGUGGACUUAAACUGGCCAGUCCUCGGGGAUUAAAACGUCACAAGAUACGCCAACAUCCACAGGGUGGAAAAAAAGGAUUUGAAUGUCCAAUAUGCCCAAAAGUGCCGCCGAAUCUCAAUGCUCUGAAAGAACAUAUAAAAUAUACUCAUGAAACAGGAUUUGAUCAUAAAUGUACAAUUUGCGGCAAAGGUUUCAAGCGAUCAAGGUCCUUAGUAGAACAUAUGGCCACGCACACUGGAGACGUUCUCUACACUUGUACUUGGUGUCCAAAGACAUUUAAUUCCAAUGCUAAUAUGCAUGCGCACCGCAAAAAGACUCAUCCCAUAGAGUGGGCGGAGCAUCAUCGCAAAAAAUAUGUCAGCAACUUUCUGAAUAAUUGUGGUGCUACUUCAGGGACUACCGAAUUACCAAUAUCUGGCGACCAGUGAAAUGGAUAGGUGUUUACUUUGUUUGGAAACGAACUUUGAAUUUCAGCUAAACAUCAAGGUGGAUUCAA
Glossina fuscipes is the source of this 2934-nucleotide messenger RNA. Its product is annotated as zinc finger protein 528. The record is from RefSeq and is a predicted model, not a curated record. Gene Ontology annotation, biological process: regulation of transcription by RNA polymerase II. Gene Ontology annotation, cellular component: chromosome; nucleus. The transcript has 5 exons. The coding region runs from base 659 to 2866 and encodes 735 amino acids. NCBI's taxonomy places the organism in Eukaryota, Metazoa, Arthropoda, Insecta, Diptera, Glossinidae. Gene Ontology annotation, molecular function: zinc ion binding; chromatin insulator sequence binding.